Hyalella azteca is the source of this 4552-nucleotide messenger RNA. It is a transcript of the gene Tsp, whose product is annotated as cartilage oligomeric matrix protein. Gene Ontology annotation, biological process: cell adhesion. The coding region runs from base 260 to 3499 and encodes 1079 amino acids. Gene Ontology annotation, cellular component: extracellular region. NCBI's taxonomy places the organism in Eukaryota, Metazoa, Arthropoda, Malacostraca, Amphipoda, Hyalellidae. The transcript is spliced from 21 exons. The record is from RefSeq and is a predicted model, not a curated record. Gene Ontology annotation, molecular function: calcium ion binding.
CGUUCAUUACUCUGCGGUUUGAGCUCGCACGAGGUCGGUGCAGCGCGUGGCUCCGUUGGAGCUGGAACCGACCGAAGAACAAGGAGUGUUAGUGCAACAAUUGACUCAUCUAGAAUAAACUGUAUUCAAAGCAUUGAAUAGGCGAAAACAUGAUAAGUCAUCCAACGUAAGCAAAUGAUAUUGUUUCAUGUUCUAACUAGUUGUACGUAACUUGGAGAUCAAAAUUUGUCUAGAAUUUGUUCGUCUUGAAUUCGGCAUCAUGAAGUCCCUUCUGAUCUCGCUCAUCAUUGUGCUUGCCACGUGCGUGUCUGCUAAUCUUGAUGAAGCUCUGACGCGGUCGCUGAGCGUGAGCGUGCGCGAGCCUUCACUGCUGCUCUCCUUCAACAAAAUUCGUCCUCCUCGACGCAACGCGUUGUCCGACUCGCAGGAUCUGCUCACUCUCGAGUUCGACGACCAGCACAGGUUCUCCAUCGUCCUGGACCGGCAACAUGCUUCAGUGAUCUUCGAGACGGUGAUGGGCGGGGAGGUGGAGCGACAGCUCCUGAAGGUGUCGGAGGUGACGCCGAAGCUGCUGGUGAAGCAGCUGCUUGUGGAGCUGCAGCAGGAGGGGUCAGGCCAGGCCACCGUCUACGUGGGGUGCCGUCGGGCAGGAACCAUCGACCUGCCCAUGACGCCCAAACAAAUGGCGAAAGAAGACUCAAAACUCGUCGUUCGCCGGGGUCGUCAGUCUGACGUGACCGUGGACGUGAACGUCGAGGUGAUGUUCCUGCUCAGCAAACUAGGCUGCACCGACGCUACCCUAGCCAACGACCCCAACAUUCAGGCUCAGUCAAAUGAAGUCUAUACCUACCGUAGAGCUACGGGAGCCGCAUGGACACCUCGCGCUGCUGUGAGAACCUACUCUAAUUCCUCCAAUGCGGACGCUCAAGUCAUAAUCUCAAUGUAUCGGGAGCCUCUGGAGCUUGUCAGACCCAAAGAACAGCUGGUUCAGUGGUUCCCAGGUGAUAUCCCAGUACAGCACGAAGAAGAGAGCGGUACGGUGCUUGUCAAGACGCUCAGCGAGCUCAUCGAAACCAUCAAGGAACUCCAGAUCGAAAUCCAAACUCAGCGCGAGGAGACGGCGCUGCUGCGCGACGCGCUCCUCAACUGCGAGGCCUGCAAGCCUGGAGACGAUAACCCGUGUGAGCCCAACCCGUGCUUCCGCGGGGUUACUUGCAUACCCUCCGCCGACGGUAGCGUUCGCUGCGGCCCGUGCCCGCGUGGCUUCAUCGGCAAUGGCCAAGAAUGCGCGCCCGGAGUGACAUGCCGGGACAGACCUUGUGCUCCCGGAGUUCAGUGCUUCGAUAUGCCUGAUGGCUUCAGAUGCGGCAACUGCCCUGCUGGUCAAACCGGCGACGGAGUUACAUGUAGCCCCAUCGACGCGUGCAACCCCAACCCCUGCUUCCCUGGGGUGCAGUGCGUGGGCACUAACUCUAACCCCUAUUAUCGCUGCGGACCCUGCCCGCCGGGGUCCACGGGCAACGGGACCUUGUGUCGGGACAUCGAUGAGUGUGACCUGGCCGAGCCCUGCGACCCGCGCGCGCGAUGCACGAACCUGGCCCCAGGUUUCCGCUGCAGCGCGUGCCCGCAGGGCUACACGGGCUCGCAGGGCCUGCAGGGCAUCGGCUUGGAGUUCGCCAUGAGCAACAGGCAGCGCUGCUACGACAUCAACGAGUGCAACGAUGGCAGGAAUGGCGGCUGUGUCGACAACUCUAUCUGUGUCAACACUGAGGGAGGCUUCUACUGCGGGGACUGCGCUGCAGGUUUCAUCGGUAACCAGUCCACGGGAUGCCACAACCGCCCUGGCCUCUGCCCUGAUGGCACUCAGUGCGAUGCCAACGCCGAAUGCGUCAAACCCUUCGGCCUCGACUACUACAUUUGCGAGUGCCGAGUUGGCUGGGCUGGUGACGGCAAGAUCUGUGGUCCAGACAUCGAUUUGGAUGGGUGGCCGGACUACGACCUCGGCCCGAGCUGUCUGAGCACGCGAUGCCGGAAGGACAACUGCCCCAAGACGCCCAACUCCGGCCAGGAGGAUUCCGACGGCGACAACAUUGGCAACGCCUGUGAUGACGAUGCAGACAACGAUGGAGUACCCAACGGCCCGGACAACUGUCCACUUGUGGCCAACCCUGAACAAGAGGACACGGACCCUGCGGGUGCCGACCGCCAGGGCGACGCCUGCGACAACUGCCCGACUGUGCCCAACCUGGCCCAGGAGGACAACGAUGGCGAUGGAAUCGGAGACGCCUGCGAUCGUGAUAACGAUAAUGAUGGUAUCGACGAUGUCGACGACAACUGCCCCCGCAUCGCCAACUCGGACCAGCGGGACCAGGAUGGCGACGGCCUCGGUGACGCUUGCGACAACUGCCCGCUCGUGAGGAACCGCAACCAAGAGGACCUCGACAAGGACCUGGUGGGCGACGCAUGCGACAACAACAUCGACAGGGAUCGCGACGGCGUCCAGGACAACCAAGACAACUGCAUCGACGUCCCCAACUCAGACCAGCACGACGCUGACAGCGAUGGUAUGGGCGACCUGUGCGAUGAUGACGCUGACGGCGACAAGGUCAGCAACCUGCAAGACAAUUGCUGGAUUGUCUUCAAUCCAGACCAGCGCGACGAAAACAAAAACGGAAUCGGGGAUCGCUGCGAAAAAGAUUUUGAUGGCGACCUCAUCAUUGAUUUCAAGGACAACUGCCCCAACAACUCCAAAAUUUAUGCCACUGAUUUCAGAUCCUACCAGACUGUGGUGUUGGAUCCUGAGGGAGAUUCACAGAUUGACCCGAACUGGGUGAUCUACAACAACGGCGCUGAAAUUGUGCAAACGAUGAACUCAGAUCCUGGUUUGGCUGUUGGCUUCCACAAGUUCGGCGGAGUGGAUUUCGAAGGAACCUUCUUCGUUGACACCGAUAUCGACGAUGAUUAUGUAGGCUUUAUUUUCAGUUACCAGAACAACGCUAACUUCUACACGGUCAUGUGGAAGAAGAACACGCAGACGUACUGGCAAGCGACGCCGUUCAGAGCCGUGGCCGAGCCUGGCAUUCAGUUGAAGCUCGUCGAGUCCAACUCUGGACCUGGACAGAUGAUGAGGAACUCUUUAUGGCACACCGGUGACACCGACAAUCAGGUAAAACUACUUUGGAAAGAUCCUCGUAACGUCGGAUGGAAGGAAAAGACCGCCUAUCGCUGGCUGCUGCUCCACAGACCCAACAUUGGUCUGAUCAGACUCCGCAUCUUCGAGGGCGAGAACAUGGUCGCUGACUCCGGUAACGUUUUCGACAACGCCCUCAAGGGUGGUCGUCUUGGGGUCUUCUGCUUCUCACAAGAGAUGAUCAUUUGGUCUGACCUCGUCUACAGAUGCAAUGACCAAGUGCCCGAGGCGAUCUACAACCAACUGUCCCCAGAACUGCAGCGACAUGUGGACAUCGACAGGACGCGACCAGUCCCAGCGGGACUCUAGACGAGCACACACCCUCUGCCGUGCAUGUGGCUGAACGACAAUCACAUUCCUGCGUGAAAAUUUUCCUCUAUAAUAAAAAAUUCAUACUUCCAAGAAUACGUUAAUAAUUAAUACAUUAUUUACACCAAAGUCAUUUAUUUUUACGAUUCAAUCGUUGAUAUCUGCACAAUUGCUAGCUGAGUAUUGUUGCUAGAAAAUAAGCUUUGCACAAUAAAAAGUUCUCACUUUAUUGGCAUUGGAAUCUGACGCGGGCGCACCUUGUUUUCAGAUAAAGCUUACUGCUACGGCUAUUAAAUUAAUAUCGUGCAACACUCGUGAUUAUUCGCAUUCUAGUUAAGAAUAAAUGAUGUUAAAAUAUGCACGCGAAAUAUCUUAAAUUUGUUAGCAACCAUUUCUCGAGAGGAAACACAGUUAAGUUUAUGGAUAAUUUUUACGAAGAAUUUUUCGACGCCCGAGCCGAGCGUGUAAGAUAAUACGAAUGUGUUCAGAGAUAACUGCUGUCUCCUAACUUGUGUUAAGGCGAUACUUAUCUUGUAGCUGCGGUCCUGAUUUAAUUGUUUAUGGUCGGAAGGCUAUUCUGUUAUAAGUUUUUUUUUAUUAUGGUAAUGUUUCAUCGCAGUUUAGGUCGUUUGAAUAUUUAUUUUAGUUUUGUGAUUUUUUUAUUUUAUUUUAAUUGUUCACGACUUUAACCAACUAAUCAUGAGUUUUUGUUACCCCAAAUAGCUAACUCUAUUUCAUAUAUAAUAUAUAUUUAGAAAUAUACAUAAAGUUUGUAUACUAAUAAAAAGUAUAAAAGAAUAGUACGUUCUCUAGGCUUCACUCGAAAAAGAUGAUGUAAACCGUGUUUUUUUUCACCAACUUAUCGGACUUCGACUUCUCGGCCUAACUGAAAUGCAAAUAUUCAUUUUUGUCUGAAUUUGCUAGUUGAAUUUUCCUUUUAGGUGGCUGAAAUCUUACCAUCUCAUUCAAAUCUUCAUUUCCACUCCUAUAAUAUUCGAUUGUCACCUAUAUAGAGAUUAAAUCAUGUUAAAAAUGUUGAUACUCAUUUCAUCA